GAGCAGCGAGGACGGUCGAGCGAGCUCGCUCGGGAGGCAGAGAGGUUGGGGACGCGGGUGGGGACAGCGGCGGAGAGGAGGAGGAGGGCGAAGACGACGAGGAGGAUGAGGAUGCUGGCGGCGCCGCCGCCGCCCGUGCUACCGCGGUUGCAUGGGGGACGGGCCGCGGGAAAGUUGUAGUGGGGUCGCAGAAGACCCCUUCCCAAACCCGAGAAGCCCAUUCAUCCCGUACUCCCGACAAGCAUCCAGAGGCGAGCGGGAGCAGCCGCCCUUUCCGAUCGGAGCCCUCCAAACUUUUCCGGCGUUGCCUGGGGCGCUCGCUCGCUCCUUCUCGGCCUUCCUGGGCGAGCGCCUGCGCUUCGUGCGCCCCGUCUCUCGGCCACUCAAAGAGGGCAAUUAACGCCGCUCUGCCCUGCCACCAUGCCCUCCCGCCUCUCCCUGAGCUGCUUUUUCGGCAGCCUCACGGCGUGGCUGCUGCUGCUGGCCAGCCCCACUCCCGGCAGCAGCUCUCCGGGCGCGGAGAAGGCGGCGGCGGCCGAGGAGGAGAACGCGCUCCGGGUGCUGGUGCUGCUGCCCAAGGACGACGCGUACCUGUUCUCGCUGGCGCGGGUCAGGCCGGCCAUCGAGUACGCGGUGCGGAGCCUGGAGGCGAACGGCUCGCUCCUGCCGGCGGGCUACAAGUUCCGCCUUUUCUACAGCGACUCGGAUUGCGGCAACAGGGCGCUCUUCAGCCUGGUGGAUAUGAUUGCCCUGAGGCGGGAGUGGCCCGACCUGCUGCUGGGGCCGGCGUGCGACUACGCCGCCGCGCCGGUGGCCCGGCUGGCCUCGCACUGGAACCUGCCCAUGAUCUCGGCCGGCGCGCUGGCCUCGGGCUUCAGCCCCAAGACGGGCGAGUACUCGCACCUGACCCGGGUCUCUCCGGGCUACGCCAAGAUGGGCGAGAUGUUUCUGGCGCUCUUCCGCCACCACAAGUGGAACCGCGUCCUGCUGGUCUACCACGACGACAAGGAGCAGCGCAGCUGCUUCUUCGCCGCCGAGGGCGUCCACCUCGUCUUCCGCGAGGCGGGUUUGCACCUGGACGACUUCGCCUUCGAGGAGAGCGGCAAGUACGCGGACGACGUGGUGCGCGCCAUCCAAGGCGGCGAGAGAGUUGUGAUCAUGUGUGCCAGCGGUGACGCAAUACGGAACAUCAUGUUGGCUGCACAUCGGCAAGGAAUGACUAGUGGAGACCAUGCUUUCUUCAAUAUUGAACUUUUCAACAGUUCAUUAUAUGGAAACGGCUCAUGGAAGAGAGGAGACAAAUAUGAUCUUGAAGCAAAGCAAGCGUAUGCAUCCCUCCAGACAGUCACACUACUGAGGACAUUGAAACCCGAGUUUGAAAAGUUUUCUAUGGAAGUGAAAAGUUCUGUUCAGAAACAAGGGAUCAACAAUGAUGAUUAUGUGAACAUGUUUGUCGAAGGGUUCCAUGAUGCUGUGGUUCUCUAUGUUCUGGCUUUGCGGGAAGUUCUGAAGAAUGGCUUCACUAAGAAAGAUGGAGAUAAGAUUGUCCAUCAGACAUGGAACAGGACAUAUGAAGGCAUUGCAGGGCCAGUAUCUAUAGAUGCCUCUGGAGAAAGGUUUGGGGAUUUUUCUGUGAUCGCCAUGACUGACCCUGAAACUGGAACACAGCAGGUGAUUGGAAACUAUUAUGGAAAACAGGGGCGGCUUGAAAUGCUUCCAAGUGCAAAUUACCCGUGGGAAUACAGACUGAAAACAGAUGAUAGCCGAGGACUAGAGCAUACAAGCAAUGCAGCCUGCAAAUCAUCAGGUGGCCUAGGGGAAUCAGCAGUUACCGGAAUAGUUGUAGGUGCCUUGCUAGGGGCAGGAUUGUUGAUGGCCUUCUACAUUUUCAGAAAAAAAUACAAAAUAACCAUUGAAAGACGAAGUCAGCUGGAGGAAUACAACAUCGGUAAGCACCGGCAAUUACGGGAAGACUCCAUCAGGUCUCACUUUUCUGCUGCAUGAAAUAGGAACUAAUUGCUUUUGUGAGGGAGAUCUGCAGAGGAAUGGACGCUACCAAAGACUGUCACAGAAGAAAAAAGAAGUUCAUUAAGGACUCCACCUUUUAAAAGUAGAGUCACCUGUCUUAAUUUUUUUUUCAGAAACUCAGGAAUGAUUUAUUAGCCACAUUAUGCCACAUGGCCUUUUUUAUCUCAUGGAAAGAUAAACGAUAAAAAAAAAAGUUUUUCUCACGACAAGACAUUAUUAAUACUUAGUGGAUAUCUCAAGGCCGGUUGCUCUGGUCAAUGAUUUGGGGUCUUGGCGAUGUAAAUGUUCCCUUAUGAUGCCUUGUUGUGAACCUCACAUGGUUUUUCACUGAAAUACACACCAGACCAUAAAGUGCUUUCAUAGACACAGGGGCAGCUUUAUAUAAGGAACAAAAGUAUGUUCAGGGUUGAACUGUGGAGACAAGACGGGAAGGAAGAGCGUGUAGCUAGUUCAGUGCAAUAUAGUUUUGGAAAAAGAACAAUCAUGCAUUUCAUUUAUGGGACGGAAGAAUCCUCAAGGUGGAAGAAAAGAAGGAUUUGAUUCUGAAUGCCAAUUUAUAUCUCACAUUAGUUUUGAAAUUGUUCCAUAGUAAUUCCUAAGAAAAUUCGCUCACAACUCUAUUAUUAAUAUAAGGAAGAGAGUUGUAUCCAUGGGAAAGGAAAAUUCAUCUUCAGAUAAAUUCCAUUUUAAACUGAAUUUUUAUUUUGAGGAAGUUUCCCUUUCCACCUUAUUUCCACAUCCAGGGGGAACUGCCUCAGAACUUCAGAUUCAUCUUCUCCAACUCGGUGCCCUCCAGAUGUGCUGAGACUAUAUCCCAAAUUUUUCAGCAUUGCUGUUAGGAAUUUGAGAAUUGUAAUCAUACUUUGAGAGCCAGUAUAGAACAGUGGUUUAGACAUGGACUAGGAUCUGGGAGACCCUGGUUCAAGUCCACACUUACUCCUGGAACCUCUUUGAAUGACUUUGCACAACUGCACCACUCAGUCCAACCUACCCCAUAAAGAUUUUGCCAUGUGGAUAAAAUUAGAGGAAUCAAUAUUAAAUGUCACCAAGAUCUGACAAAUAAUAAAUGCAUGAUCUAUCUGGACAGCACUACACAGGUGACGGCUAUGUUAGAAAUUUGGUAUAAGGUUAACACAAAAGGGUUUUGGAGAAAAGAGACAGUUUUAGGCCAUGAGUUAGCAUAAAGUGGAAGAAUCCUGAAGUGAGGGUUUUCUACUUCAUAGUGCAAGUGUCCUGAAUAUUUUCCUAUAUAUGAAAAAAAAGUUAAAGGUUUUUUGAAGUAUUUCAGAGAAGAUGGUUCUAGCUAAUUAUCUCAGUGGUGUGCUAGAUUUCUAUGAAGCAUUUAAAGAUUGAAAGAGUUUAGGUGGUUCUACCAUCUGGAUCUCGUAUCUUACACACUUGAUAUGUAAAUCAGAUUUUACAGCUGCCAAUGACUCGAAACAAAAUCUCUGCCUCUAAUCAAAGCACAUGCUGCUCUCUAUAUACAUCUGUGAUAUGCAUGGACACGCACAUGCAAGCACACAUCAUUGGAAAUCCAGGUGAAGUUCUUCUCUGGAUGGUGCCCUGCUGGACCUUAAUUGCCACUGCUGAAAUGUAAACGGAUGAGAUGCUUGGCCCCCACUGUUGUGCACGGUGCAGCUGUGAGAAUCCUGAUGUCUCCCCCUCCCCCAAAGCAACUGGUUUUGAAAACCAGGCUGUUACUCAACAGUAUGUUCCACUGAAACCUGUAGUACUUACUUAUGAGUAAAGGAGUGUAGAAUCAGGUUGCAAUACAGCACCCGCACUCUGCAUUUUUUUGUAGGAAGCAAAUAUCCAAACACCAACUUGGAGCCUGGGGUGCAGCCCAAACUUUGUAAUUAUCAAGUGGCAGACUGGUUUUGUACAGCAAUGGAAGUCACAAGUAUUUUGUUGUAUAAAAAAUGAUAUUCUGGUUGAACAUUUUAUUUCUAGGUAUUCCUAUAUUUUUCUAAUAGAAAAAUGGUUAUCUCUUUGGGAUAUCUGCUUCACUUUGGAAAAGAGAUCUGUUUGGUAUAUCUGUUUUAUGUUAGAAAAUCAAAUGAAGAGGACAUUUGAAAAACCAUCUUUUUCUUUUUAAGUCUGAAUACUCGUGAGCAGAGAACUUCUUAGAUUCAGUAAAAGUUGAAUCUUUUAUAUUAGCAUGGCCAUAGGCUGGUCUCUCCCCCCGCCCCUUCUUUCUAUCAACAGGGGCAACAUGCAAGAGUUGAAAACUGAUGCUCGUAUUCCCAAGGUCAUGAUAGUACAAGAAUGGCCUAUCUGUUUGCAGCUACACCCCUUUUUCCAAGAACUUUUGGACCCCCAAGGCCACACAAUGGUGAUGCCAUGACACCCAGGGAUGGGGGUGGGCAUUAAUGACAAAAUAAGCAUGUUAAUGCAUUUAUUUUAGCCUUUAGUUACAAAAGACAUACACAUAGAAACAAACUCUCUGUUGUUUUUUAAAACCCUUUGAACCCUUUCUGUCUCCUGCCCCAAAAUUUCAAUCUAUAUAAACCAAGAAAGUUCUCCUGAACUUCCAAACAGAACUAGCUAGUAGCACCUAGAGAGGUAGUGUGCACGCUAUGCAACAUUCACAGCAAAUACCCGCUAGCAGUGUCUGCCUCCAUUAUUUUUCCACGUCUCAUGCUGGCAAAAAAUGUUCCAUCUUCAGAGCCUUACCAUAAUUUUGAAGACUUAUAAAGAACUCUAGAGAGAUAUUUACCUUACUAAUUUUAGCAAUAAAAUCUGUUGUUGUUUUUUUAAAAAAAAUCUGGUGAAGUACAUUUGGUCAGUUAUUAAAAAAAUCUCCAUUUUGUUUUGUGAUUCAAUCAUUGCAAAAAAAAAAAAUUGAGCACUUCCAUUUCAGGUUCUAAUCCUAGAAGAAAACUUGCAAGUCAUCCCAUGAGUUCUACUUUUGUUUGUUUUUAAAAUAUUUGGUAAACUGAGGCUGGUAUCCUAUUGGUGCCUCUAAAGUUGACCAAAGGGGGUGGGGAAUUUAACCUCCAUGACAUGACUGCAGUGAUAUAAAUACCUUUUGGUCUUCAGUUCUGUCUCCCAGUUUGCAGGCUGCUCUAAUAUGGGUUAGAAUUGCCUUUGUAAUUAUUGAUACAAUUACAGUAUCCCUUGACUUUUUGGUUAAUUACUAAGAGGGAUCUUGGUCAGAGGAUUUUAAAAACUGCUAGUGGUUUGGGAGUACUGUUGUUGUUGUUGUUUGGCUGUGAUUCCAUUCAGAGUUCAUCAUUCAUGACAUAAAGAGGUGGGUUUUAGAGCACUACUCUAAAGUUAGGAUCCUUAAAAAAAAUCUACAACCCAAAUUUAAUUAAUUCCCCAUCUUAAAUUUAUACCAAAAAUUGCUGAGCUUAUCUAUCUGAGACAACACAAAUUCCAUCCAGGAGUUAAACUAAAAUUAGCAAAAUUACAUAUAUGUUUCUAUAUGAGUGAUAAGUGCAGUGUUCUCAGACAGUAGUAUGUUUUAGACUAGAGAAGAGGAAUUCCAGCUAUUCUUCAUAGAUUCUCAGUCAUUGAGAAUGUAUGACUUGGGAACAUGUGGGAUAUGAGAUUGAACACAGCAUACAAGGUGAACAAUGGUUUCACUAUGUACCAUAUUGGGUAUCACUGAGACACACUUGUCAUUAAUGUUGUUUAUUCAUUCAGUCGCUUCUGACUCUUUGUGACUUCAUGGACCAGCCCACGCCAGAGCUUCCUGUCGGUCGUCACCACCCCCAGCUCCCCCAAGGACAAGUCUGUCACCUCUAGAAUAUCAUCCAUCCAUCUUGCCCUUGGUCAGCCCCUCUUCCUUUUGCCUUCCACUCUCCCUAGCAUCAUCAUCUUCUCCAGGGUGUCCUGUCUUCUCAUUAUGUGGCCAAAGUAAUUCAGUUUUGCCUUUAGUAUCAUUCCCUCAAGUGAGCAGUCUGGCUUUAUUUCCUGGAGGAUGGACUGGUUUGAUCUUGCAGUCCAAGGCACUCUCAGAAUUUUCCUCCAACACCAUGUCAUUAAUCACUUUAGCCUUAAAACUAUGCUAACACUCAAACAGGGAAACUCUCAACAUUGCACCCAUGAAGUGCUUAGACAGGAAACAAGUAGGAAACUUAAUAGCUGUAUAGUCAGAGACCUCUUUUAGAAUGAUUUCACAGACAUGAGUGUGGACAGAGCUGCAAUUUUAACAUCUGAAGAAAGCUAUCACAAAUCCCUAAAAUGCAUGGAAAACUGACUUUAGCUGCUAUGGCCUGAACAGGACUUCAGAACAAACUAGCAGAGGGGCUCUAGGCUGAGUAAUCCAGGAGUAAAUCUUACCAAAUUUAAGAAAAUCUAUUUCUGAUUGCACUGUUAAAGAUAUGCUAUUUUCCCCUUUGAUAUUCCUUGGAACCAGCUCUGAGAAAUGAAAUUCAAAGGGUUCCCUAAAGUAGCAAGUUGGAGUGUUUCUGUUUUCAAAUCCGGACCUACAUACUUGGCCAGCAAUGCUCAACCCAAGAUUAAGUUUGCAAGUGGUUUAAUUAUAUCAUGGCAUGCAAAAAGAAUUUUUUAUCUGUGUAGGAUUUGAGGAUAUGCCAAAAGUACUGUGGUAAAUUUCUCUACAGAAAUAAAAUUCUUCUGCUUUGAAAAAAAUGCUUGCAUUUAAUAAUGAUAAGUUCAGGUAUUUAUUCCUACUUGUUGAGUUGGAUCCCAGUAUAGUCAGCAAGGCUUUAAUUCUAUCUAACUGAAGUCCCCCUGUUUUUAUGGGCCUGUUUUAAAUAGGACUUGAUCUAGUCUUAAGAUCCAAUCUUCAGAAAACACCAACAAGAUCCAACCUUCAGAAAACACCAGCAAGAAGGCAAGACCAUAUAAAAGGACAUUUGAAAAUAUUAACAAUAUUCCACAAUUACUGUAAUGUGAUUGUCUAUAAAUAUUAACCCUUGCAAGCAAUGUUCAACCUGGAAAAGCCCUGUGGAUUUAGCUCUAAAGAGCAAGAAUGAUAAACAUACGUUUUCUGUUAAGGAUUCACUGCAGCGUCUUUAGAAAAUAGUCAACAUGAGGCUUUCUAAAACCAGUGACUUGGUUUUCUAAUAUAACAUUCAAUUACUCCUAUUUAAUUGGUGCGUGCAUUUUAGAGCAUUGUAAACAAUAUUUAAAGCUGUUCUUUGCACAUUUUACAUUAACCACUAAUGUUAAUGCUCUUCACCAAAGAUAAAAUUUCUGAACCAGCAAAAGACCUUGAUACUUGGUUGUAUAGUAUGUUUACUAAACACAUACAUACAUAGAUACAUACACAAAAUAUCCUCAUGAUUUUGAUACUGCUCAGAGUCACAUAUUAAUUCCAGAGUACCUGUACUAGGGGGAUUCACUUAGUACCAGAAUAUGUUAUAUGAAUAAAAUGCUUGCUUAGUGUGUUUACUGUGCAGUUUUUCUUAAAAUGCACUUAAGCACGUUAAAAAAAAACCCAGUAAGAUUCUUUUUUUUUUUUUUAGAAAAGCUGUUCUAAAUUUUUUAAAAAAACACCUUAACUGACAUAGACAUAGAAUUAUAUUAAGACAUAUGCACGUAUUUUUAACUAAAAGUUCUUAAUUACAUCUUGUAAUGACUCCAUGACAUGGAAUCCAACUACAGUAUUAAAUGUUAAUUGUAUCAAAAGGUAGCUAGUAUAAGCUAGAACAGCUUUCACCAAACAGACCCUCCAGAGACAUUGGAUUAAAAUGGACAUCUUUGUUCAUAUCCCUCUGGAGAAAACCCGUUCAGGGAAGACUAAACUAGAUAAUUACACCAGCUGGAGUGUUGUUUUUACUGAACCACAGAGCUCUCAAAAAUUAUUUAUUUCAGAACAAUUUGAAUAGCUAAUAGGAGUUAUUUUCAGAAUAAACUCUUAAGGAUUGCACAAUAUGACAGCAAACUCAAAAACCAAUUUGAGAGCCUGGUAACUCCAUCUCAAAAGGAGAAGCAAGGCCUUACAAACUGGAGCUUCCAUGAUCUAGCAUAUCUUAGGAUAUUUGAGGGAAACACUCCAUUUUCACCUCUCCUUCAAUGGCAACAAAUAAGGAAAGCAGAGGACAAAGCAUACUUGGAGUGAGGUGGCAUCUUUCUUGAUAUGGUUAAGAAUAGUUAUUUUUCUAGGAAACAUCUGAACAUUUCUGAGUCAAACCGGAAAGCCCCAUUCAUUAUCUAAUUGGGUACAGCUUCUCACAGUGGCUUAAUCAUAAGUUGACAAGUGCAAAAUCUGUUCCCAAGUUUCUGUUGUACUUGAAAGAGCAUUUCUCUAGAAAUGGUAGACUGGAGGCAGUCCGCAGAAUGCAAUCCACAAGCUACUUAAACUUUUGUUUAUCAUGUCAGUUAUGACAUAGGAAGACAAUGAAACAUGCCAGCCCCAUCUUAAGGUUUUAGAAUCCCACUAUACAUCAAGUAAGACCAACUUCAAACCUAUGUGACAUCUAUCCUCACAACAGAUCUCUCUCGGGUCUUACUAUAUGUUCUCCAAAAGGGAAUAUGAACUAUGAACAGCUUUUGUUGUUUGUUAGAUUAGAAAACAUCUGAAUUUAGUCAUAAAAUGGGUUUGGUUGAUCCAUGGUGCAAAUUAUGCAAUUUAUCACAAAGCCUAAAGAAUUCAAAACAGAGACUGUGGAGACUUCACUUUGCCCAUAUUAUGAUUGUAAAGAUAUAUAUACUGGAUAAUCUAGAAUUGUAAUAUUGGGGUGGUUAAAAAAAGAAAAACAAAAGGAAAGCUGCAUAGUAUAUUGUACUGAUGUAAGUAGAACUAUUUGCAUAUGACGUGAUUUUAUUUAUUGCAUUUCUGUAGAAACAGAAUUUACAACUGUGGAUAUAACCUCUUUGUUAUGUGUUUUUAAUUGUUUUACAAGUUGCUCGUUUAAAAUAUCAUUGAUGUCCAUUGACUAUUAAAUGUGUUCAUUUCCUUGUAAACAUUUCAAGUAGGUCAGAUUGUCGUAUUCUCACAUUAUAACAAAAGACUUCCAUUAAAGAGACAAAUUAUACAUU
Messenger RNA from Candoia aspera, 8982 nucleotides. RefSeq names its product natriuretic peptide receptor 3 (gene NPR3). Lineage: Eukaryota; Metazoa; Chordata; Lepidosauria; Squamata; Candoiidae. The coding region runs from base 421 to 2004 and encodes 527 amino acids. Gene Ontology annotation, molecular function: natriuretic peptide receptor activity; peptide hormone binding. Gene Ontology annotation, biological process: signal transduction. Gene Ontology annotation, cellular component: membrane. The transcript has 8 exons. The record is from RefSeq and is a predicted model, not a curated record.